CACACACACACACACACACACACACACACACACACACACACACACACACACACACACACACACACACACACACACAGUAAUAUGAAAAUACAACACAGAGUUGUAAACCUUUCUUCAUUUUACAGCAUAAUGAACUUCCAUUAAAAAAAAGUUAUUUCUAAGAACCGAAAGAUAAAGAGAGAAUGUGAGAAGAAGAAGAAAAUACAAGAAAAUAUAAUAGAUAAAGAAAACGAAAAUAUAAAAAAGUAGAUAACGGAAAAAGACAUAAAGUACAUAAGUAGAUGCAAAAUAGAGAAAUAAAAACAAAUGAAAAACGUCGUGCGUGUAAAGAAUUUGAUGACGUCAUUUCGAAGGAUCUGUACUUAAGGAAUUUGUAUUAGAGUUUUAUUGACAUUAAGUCGGGCGAUUACUUUCUUUCGACGAUGAUGAUUCCAUUGUAGAAAAGAGAGUAGGUGUUGAUAAAGAUUGGAAUUGAAGAAUGUGAGAAGUGGGAUAAAAUAGUUGAAGAAAAUAAGUUAAAAGAUAAUGGAUUAAUUAAUAAAGACGAAAGUGAGGUGAGGUAAUUGAAAAAAAGAAAAGAAAAGGUAAUAGAUAUGUAUAUAUAUAUAUCAAGUGAGUUUCUAAAUGAAUAGACAACUUAUGAAAAACGAAAAUACGAUACGACUUUCAUUCAUUCAGAGACAUAUUAAAAAAAACGGUGAAAAAUAAAAAUAAAAAAAAGCCUACUAUGAAAGCACAGCAGAUAUCCCCAUAGGCCUAUUGAGGAAAUCCCGACCUCUGGAAGUCCACGCUGACCUCGGGAACACAAGAGGUCAAAAUGGGUCAGACUUGGCUUACGAGACGAGCAAGCAUGUUGCGGAUGGAGGAAGAACUCCACAACCUCCAACUCCACUCACAAAGAUCCACGCCUCUCGAACCCCAUCCCAGAACCCACCAUGAAGGAGGGGAAGACAGCAGCCCGGACUCCCCUCCCGGUGGGGUUCAGAUCACCUAUCGGGACGGCCAGAGGGUGAACUGGCUCGAAGGAAUCAUCGGCUGCCUGAGGCCCGUGUGGACCAUCAUCGGCAAGGCGGCCAUCAGUGAGAAACAGCAGCAAACCGACAACUGGGAGAUCCCGUUCGAGGAAGUGUCGAACCUGGAGUGGCUCGGGUCAGGAGCUCAAGGAGCAGUGUUCCGAGGGCGACUUCGAGGGAAUUGGGUAGCCAUAAAGAAGGUCAGAGAGCAGAAGGAGACCGACAUCCAGCACUUGAGGAAGCUGAACCACCCUAACAUCGUCCAGUUUAUUGGUGUGUGCACAGCUGCACCCUGUUACUGCAUUGUGAUGGAAUACUGUCCUUACGGUGCCUUAUACAACCUCUUGAAGGACGGCCGAGAUAUCCCGCCGGACAAGGUCGCCAGUUGGGCCAAGGAGAUCGCCUCGGGGAUGAACUACCUGCACCAGCACAAGAUCAUUCACAGGGAUCUGAAGAGUCCCAAUGUCCUCAUUGGAGCCAACCAAGAAGUGAAAAUCAGUGACUUCGGAACAUGUCGCGAGUGGAAUGACGUGAGCACCAGGAUGAGCUUUGCAGGAACGCUAGCUUGGAUGGCACCAGAGGUUAUUCGCAAUGAACCUUGCAAUGAGAAAGUGGACAUAUGGUCAUUUGGAGUCGUUCUCUGGGAAUUGCUGACGUGUGAGAUUCCGUACCGUGACGUUGACAACUCGGCUAUCAUCUAUGGGGUUGGAUCUAGCUCUCUCCACCUCCCCAUACCCUCGACCUGCCCCGAUGGAUUUAGACUAAUUGUUCAGAUGUGCUGGAAUACCAAACCACGAAACAGGCCUUCGUUCAAGUAUAUUUUGAUGCAUCUUGACAUCGCAGCAGUUGAAAUUCGCAGCACACCUCCUGAAACAUAUUUCAAGACACAGAUGUCAUGGAAGGCAGAGAUCCGGCAACAGAUGGCGUCCAUGAACUCCAGAGGGUCACACAUUCCUCGCAUGGAAGAAGACCUUGUCAAACGGCGGCACGACGAGCUGAAACAUGCUCAGGACAUCCGGGAACACUGGGAGCGGAAACUUGUCAUUGCCAAUGAUCUCUACCUUGAACUAUCGGCAGCAAUGUUGCAGCUUGAACAACGGGAAAAAGAGCUUCUAAAGUCGACUUCCAGGAGGGAACACGCAAACCAAAUACACAAAGGAAAACGGAGGAUAGUUCGGCCGCUGAUCAAGGCCCAAGAGCGGCUUCAGGCACGCAGGGGAGGCCAACUCACAUCCUCCAACCCAACCAGUCCCGAGGCACAGACGAGUUUUGUGUCUACGUCAAAGCUGCCAUCGAAUCGUUCCAAGAAGCCCCUCUACACUGAGAUUGGUACAAACAAUCUCCCGUUGUCCACGACGAGGCCUGCUUCCCUUCACGUGACCCAGAGCAACCCCAGGUCCUCCACCAACUCACAAAACGUGGGAGGAGUGGCUGAGUCAGGCCACCAGGAGACUGACCUAGGUAGCCGUGGGGGCUCGGGUCGAAGGCGACGGCACCAGAGGAACAAGAGUCAUGGGGGGGUCAUUGCAUACGUCAGUUCAACUAGUCCUAAGCAUAGUCCUGUUGUAGAUAGAAGGGGUUAUAGCCUCAGCCCAAGCCAUGAGAGAGUUCCUAUACUAGUAGACUCAGGAACGCAGACUGAUCACAUGGACAUGAGUGAAACUGACACUUCGCCUGUGAAGACCCCAGGGCCCAACAAACCGUCCACACUGCCUCUGCAUAAGGAAGACAGGGACACAAGCGGGGACAAGAAGCCUCCCUGCGGCCACACUGCCCUCGAGACCAGUCCCAAUGGCAACACUAUCCCUGAGCAGAGCCCUUGCUGUGAGCACUGUCCUCGGCAGCAGUAUUGGCGGUUAACUUCAACAGACUCUAAUGACUCUAAUAAAAAUUUCCCCAUUGCUGACCCAGUUGUAGCAAGAUUAAGUGAAGGUAGAGAAGAAUAUACAAUUGAGGAGACCCUACAGAUACUCAACAACAAUGAGGAUGAUGUAGACAUUCUCCACCAGCUCGGGGACAAGUGGGAUGCAAUAGAGAGAGUUUUAGCGGAUAAAAAAGCACUGCCAAAUGGAUACAGACGGGUAAAGCACGGUCCUCUCAUGAGAUUUGACCAUUCCAUUCCGGAAAGUUUCUCAGAGUCGACCCCAAUGGACAUCGGCCAGCCAAAGCUUGAAAGCAUGUCUCAGAGCCAGUCCUCAAACACUACAAAUGAGACAGAGGAAGAGGAGAGAAACUCCAGCAUUGAGCAGGACAUCCUGAAUCGCAAUUCAGACAUGGUUGCCUCCAGUGAAUUUGAUUCCAGCCAUGACUCUGUUGGUCAUGAGUUGUCAGAAGAAGAGGAGGAUGAGGAGGAGGAAGAUGAAGAUGAUGAUGAUAAUGAUGAUGGUUCCCUAGAUGGCCAUUACCAAGUCAUAAAACGAAAAUGUUUCAUGCGACGGCCUAUUCCAAGGAGCAAGAACCAUCGGUCUGUCUGUCUGACAAGGUCCACGCAGAGCACACAGAGCUCAGAAGGGGGGGUGUCUGAGGAUGAAGCUGGGCCUUCUGUCAGAGCGGGUUACUACUCUCAUCGAUUAGACGGCCAGUAUCCUUCAAGAUUAAUGAGUGGGGCUGGCCCAUCUCAUGACAGUGACACCUCAGACUCUGAAGAUGAUGGAGAUGCCAUCAGCGUGACGACUGUUGCCCCAGGUGCUCAGCCGGAACCUGCAGCUACCUCUGGGCCUCAGAGCAACACGAGCAGUGACACGGCAGUAGGAGUAGGAGGUGGAUCCGACCUCUUUCAGAAGUCUGGCGAAGAAUGCUGAAACCAACAGACAAAAUGAACAAACACUCUUGGGACAGUUACGUUGUUCAGUGCUAAUGGUAUAGGCAGCAGUGGUGUGACGUCGCUCAGCAAGCAUGGCAAAUCUUGGUGCUUGUGAAGGAGUUUGACAUCACCUCAGAAACUUUGGCGUUUGGGGAAUUCCUCUCAGUUUGGGAGAGAAAGAAAGAUUACUGAGGAAAAGGAAAUAUAAUUGGAUGAGAAGCAGCAGUGUUUGCACAACCAUGUGUGUGCAUGACAGAAAAAAAGAAGAGCAUACUUUGAAUAUGCAACCAGUGUAAGAUGCCAUUGAUAAUUCAAGUCUUUAAAAGAAUAAUCUCAUGGAAUAUAGUGGACAUCAUAUGCCUUUUGAUGAAAUUCUUUUUUUUGUCAUGAAAAAAAAAAGGGCAGUGUAACUGUACUUAAUGAACUGUAUACAUUCCAAGCAGAGACCUGAGCCGCUAUAAGGGAUCAGGACUAACAGAUAUGAAAAUGUUUGUUUAUGUAUUUCUUCCCGUUGCAUGCCAGAAUUUUAAUAUACACACCUGAUAAUCCAGUACUGUGAGGGAUACAUUUCAGUGUUUCCCCCCCUAAACCAUAUAGGGUGUUUGACCUAACCGUAUCUACUCGUAGUCCAGUUUUCAAGUGAAAAGAAGAAACCGGGUUCUUUUUUUUAAUUUAUUCUUUUUGGAAAAUUUUAUUUAAAUGGAGCGCACAUACCUCUUUAUUGAGAUAAGGUAAAGAGUCUCAUGAGCGAUCCGCACAGAUCAGUCUAGAUAUAUGAAAUAGAAGAGACUAGUGAGGAUGAAAAUAUAGGGACAAAUUUACGGACGGAUUCUGUCGUUUGUUCCGACAGGUUGGAAGGUGUUGUACUGUAGCUCGGCUCUGGUUAUGAAACGGUAUUUCUUGUUUUUUUUUGUUUCUUUUCUUUUUUUUUAGGUUUUUGUUUUAAUAUCUGUAUUAGUAUGAGACUCUGCCAAUACUGUGCUCAAUUGAAUUGUUUGUGUAAGUAGUGUUUAUUGUUUUUUUGUUACAUAAAGUUAUUUUUUUGAAUAAUGGGCAUCUACUCCUCCGCAGUAACUAAACAUUCCAUUGUGUUGAUAUAUGGCAUUUGUACAGUAAUAUAAUUUAAGGGAUUUUUUUUAUUCAUAUGCUUUGAUGGUGCAGUCAUGUAUUACGUUUUGAGAACUAACCAGUUGGUUGUGUUUUUCUUCUUAUUAUAAUUUUUUAUUUUAUUUUAUAUUUUCUAGUCGGGAGUGCAUAAUCUCAAAUUCUGGAACAUCACUUUGCUCAAUUUUUAUUGUUUGUAAUUAAGUAAAAAAUAAUUGUGGAAUUUGCACAAGCCAUUGUUUUUAGUAGAACGAUUACAGAUCAAAGGGAAGUGCAAGAGUAAGAGAGACAGAAAUCUAUUAAAGUUAUGAAAAUCAUGAUACUGAGAGAUUAUUUUUGGAACUUAUUUUUUGUUGCCAAAACAACCAUCCACACCAAAAUCAAUUCCGUAAAUAAGUUAAAAAAAAAAAAUAUAUAAUGAUGAUUGCAGUUACAAAUGCAGGUGAUGUUCCAGAAUUCAUUUUUUUUUUUUUUUCUAUUUGUUAUAAUUUUAUUUAAAGAGCUUAAAGCCCACUUAGCCCUUAUUCUUAAGGCUUCUGGGGGACACAGAUAUACAUCUAUUAAGAUAGUAGAUGAAAUUUUUUAGUAUCAGAAGUUACGUUUUUAUUUAUUUGUUUAUUUUUUCCAUAAGUCUACUGUCAUAAUAUUUAUUAGAAGUAACGCAACUGAAUUAGGGAAAGUUCUCAUGGUUUCUUUGAGUGGCAGCUACCAAAAAAAAAAAAGUUAUAGAAAAAGUGGUCGUCAAAAUUUCGUAUCGGUGUUCAGUUCAUGGAUUAUGUCGUCUUAGCUUAUUCUACCCGAGUUGAAAUGGGAAUUUGUUUAAGUCUUAGUUUUGGACUAUGCAAAACAGGUGAAUGUAAGAUUGGUAAGGAACUUUAUCAGAUGGUUAAGAGUGUGUACGUACCAGUUAAGUGUACUUUAGUAUGCUAUGAGUACAGACGUAUAGAGUAUAAUCUAUGGCUUUUUUAAGGUACAAGGACUAGAAUGACAGACUGAAACUUUAUUGACUUAGAAUAUCGUGAGAGAGAGAGAGAGAAAAAAUAUCGAGAAAUAUUGUAGGUUUUUCGGUUCCCGAUGGUUGAACUUUGUCUUGCUCUGUACCUGUAUCAGCUGCUGUAACGGUGGUUAGUGAAUGGUAGUAAGGAACAGAUUUUAUGGUAAAGUGAUUCGGAGAGAGAAGUGACAAGGAAACUUUCUAACAAAUGGCAACUUGUGUAUAUAGAAUAUUGUUUAAUAUUUUUUAAUCCUCCUCCUUCUCCGCUCUCUCUUACUUUUUCCUCUCUCUCGUACCUGCACUCUGUCGUAUUCUUUCUUUUGUGGAGUACUUGAUAUGGUUUUGAGUAUAGCCUAGACUGGAAGAGAAAAGUUCAGUCUUGUGUUAUAGCUCACGUAUGAUAUGCAGUAUUCUACGUUUUUUCCCUUUUAUUGGAAUUGUUAGAAGUGACUUUGUCAAUUAUCCUCUCUUGGGGUUGGCAUGCAUUAUUAUUUUUAAAUAGAUAUACAAAUAGGUUGUAUUGAACAGGUUAAGGCAAAGGCAGGAAGAGAGAUGGUGUAUAAUAACAAAAAUGGAAAGGUUUGUAGAUGGAAAAAGGUUUAAGACGUAAUUUCAUUUCUCUCACCUAAUAUGUAAAAAAUAAAAAAUGUUCAAGUGGAUUUUAAUGAUAACUUCAAUCUUUAUGUGUCCAGUAAUCCAAUUUUUUUUUAACAAGGACUGUGCAACUAUUUUUUUUUUUUCCUUUUUCGGUAAUGCAAGUACGACAUGGUAUGGGAAUAGUUCAUAUUGUAAGUAUGAUCAGUGCAAAAAAAAAAAAAGAAUAUGUUUCCCUGCUUAUUGAAUUUUGGGUAAGAAUGAGAGAUGAGACGAGUUUGAUUACAGCAUCUGCUUAUGUAAAACUUAAUUUUGGUAGUUGAAAGCUGCAGUAAACAAAGAUAUAUAUAUAAAAAAAAAAGUACUGCGCCAUCUUUAAAGUGUCUGACAUAGUUGGUGAGACAUUUAACAUGUUAAAUUCUAUUAUUGUACAGAUUAUGUAAAUUUUAGAGUGUGAGUAAAUUUGGAUAUACCCUGUAUAUAUUGUAUUCUAAAAAAAAAAUCAUUCUUUUUUUUUUCUUUUUUUUUUUUUCCUUCUCGUCUCAUGUUGAAAGGUAAUCAUGUAUAGCACUCGAGUUUUACCAUAACUUCUCCCCAUGUGUAUAUUUUUCUGUUGUUUUUUUUUUUUUCAUUUCAGAGUUUUCAGGGACUCAAAAAAAAUAUCUGUAUAGUCAUAUUGCCUUGAUUUGUUUCCUGUUCAUUGUUUUUUUUUUUUUUUUUGUUUUUCAUCUUCAUGGGACUUUGUGACCCUUCUUCCCCUAAAAAAAAAAAAAAAACUUUGCUUUUUUGAAUGCCAAAGGAAGCAAAGUUUUUUUUUCUUUUCAUUUCCUAAUCUUGUAAAAUGUUAAUAUAAAUCUGUAUAUUUAAUUACAUAUGGCUUUAGAGGAAAACACUGGUCAAACUAUAGUUAUUAAACAAUAACUCAAGCAUCAUUUGCACCUCAUUGUUAUAUUCAACAAGUUAAAAAUAAAAGUAAAUCAAAAUGUCCAAGUUUUAACAAGAAUGAAAUUGUGCCAAAUUGAAAAAAAAAACAAUAUAUAUACACAUCAAGCAGUCUGAGUUGAUAAGCAGUGUUUCCCUACUUUAUUUGAAUAAGUCACAGAAUCACACUUUAAGCUACUCCUUCUCCUGGGUUUUAUACAUUGCUGUUUUCUAUAAAGGUACAAUGACAGUGACUUAAACAAGAUAUAUAACUAAUUACUAUCCACUCUCUAUUUAUUUUUUUAUUUAUAUAUUUUUUGAGAAACAUUUUUUUUUUCUCUCCGUAUUCUUUUUCACACGAAGCCAUCCUCUUCGCAUUCUUACCACUUCAUUUGUUAUUAUUAUUUGUAAUUUAUUGUGUUGAUAAUUUUCCCGCCAUCAAAUCACGAAACUGUUUUUUAUCUCUUCUGUUUUGUUUUCUAUUUAUCUAGUAUCUCCAUUUUUAAAAAUUUUCGUCCUAUUCGUCUUUGUAAUUUUUAAUCCUUUCCUGAUCAUUCUAUAUAUAUUUUUGAAAUAUUAUUUACUCUCUGGCCUUACUCAUUCUCCAUAUAUUUUAGAAAUCCAUAUGCAGUCAUUCUCUCUUUCUAUAUAUAUAUAUUUUUUAAUCUGUGUCCAACAAGUUUCCGUAUAUCUAUAUUUUUAUUCUUAGAAUCAUUCUCCAGAUAUAUUUUUUAUCAUUAUCCACUCAUUCUCCAUUCACACAUUCUUUAUCUAGCAUUCUUCCUCUCCCGUCUUUUAUUUUUUGUCUUGCUCUCCAUUCACACCCUUUUUAUCUAGCAUUCUUCCUCUUCCCUCCUUUUAUUUCGUCUUGCUCUCGUAGUCCCUUAGAUGUCGCUGCAUCGGACCCUCGUGUCUGUAAUGGACAAAUACUCUACCUUCAAAAAUAAAUGUGACCUACAAAUGAAA
Penaeus indicus is the source of this 8395-nucleotide messenger RNA. RefSeq names its product mitogen-activated protein kinase kinase kinase 13-like (gene wnd). Bases 818 to 3814 code for a protein of 998 amino acids. Gene Ontology annotation, cellular component: cytoplasm. The transcript has 13 exons. The record is from RefSeq and is a predicted model, not a curated record. Lineage: Eukaryota; Metazoa; Arthropoda; Malacostraca; Decapoda; Penaeidae. Gene Ontology annotation, molecular function: ATP binding; MAP kinase kinase kinase activity. Gene Ontology annotation, biological process: protein autophosphorylation; signal transduction.